AUGUACUCGAUUUUGUUUAACGAGUAUGGUGAAAUAUGGAGAGAAUCCCCGACUCCUGUGAACGAGCUCUUUGCAUUUGGGACUAUUGCCGACUAUAAAGCAAACAGACAGCUGAUAGGGCCCCUGGACGACGACCAAUUGCUGAAGUUGCGCCAACUCACGCUGAUGUCGGCGGCCAAGCAGGGACUGCUCACGUUCGGCCAAGUGGCCGAACUGUUGGACUUGGAUUCCAGUAAUCUGGUUGAAACUCUGGCUGUGUUGGCUCGCAGUCCGCUUCUGGAGCUGGAAAUUGACGAGCUAGGCCAGACGGUCAGAUUCAUAAAGGCUAGCUCCAGAGACAUAUGGGUGUCGGGGGACCCUUCGCCUUCUUUCACCAAACCGAUCACAAUAGAGCUGCUGCAAAAGGAGCUGAACUACGGAAGUGACGCGAGUACCCACAAGCUCAAACGACGUUUGGAAAGUUGA
Messenger RNA from Ogataea haglerorum, 465 nucleotides. RefSeq lists its product as uncharacterized. The transcript has a single exon. Bases 1 to 465 code for a protein of 154 amino acids. The record is from RefSeq and is a predicted model, not a curated record. Lineage: Eukaryota; Fungi; Ascomycota; Pichiomycetes; Pichiales; Pichiaceae.